This is a messenger RNA of Puccinia graminis f. sp. tritici CRL 75-36-700-3, 1678 nucleotides long. RefSeq lists its product as uncharacterized. NCBI's taxonomy places the organism in Eukaryota, Fungi, Basidiomycota, Pucciniomycetes, Pucciniales, Pucciniaceae. Gene Ontology annotation, molecular function: (S)-2-hydroxy-acid oxidase activity; (S)-2-hydroxyglutarate dehydrogenase activity. The transcript is spliced from 7 exons. The coding region runs from base 152 to 1678 and encodes 508 amino acids. The record is from RefSeq and is a predicted model, not a curated record. Gene Ontology annotation, cellular component: mitochondrion.
GGUUCCGACACGAACUAUGUAGACCGGCACCACAGCUGGCGCACUUGAAUACAUUCACUCAGCCUCCAUCGAAUCUAUCAUUGGUCGAUUUCCCGUGUUCACAUGUGAAUACAGCCAUACGCUGAGACGAGAGUCGCUUGGAUGAACCGCAAUGGGCUCAAAGACGCUAUCCAGACUUCGUCAGAACUUCCCCUACAUUCCUCCUGAGGCUACCGUCGAUCAUCUGGUCAUCGGCGCUGGAGUCGUCGGUCUCGCCAUCGGCCGAGAACUGGUCCACAGGUUCAGGAGCCGAUCAACCUUCGUGGUCGAACGGAAUCAUCAGCCCGGUCAAGAAACCAGCUCUAGAAAUAGUGAAGUAAUACACGCUGGGAUCUAUUAUCCUCAAGAUUCGUUGAAGACCGCAUUAUGCCUUCGAGGUCGAAAGUUGAUGUACGAUUACUGUCGGAAGCACGAGAUCCCCCACAAGAAGAUUGGCAAACUGAUCAUUUCAAGGUCGAGGGAGGAGACUGAAUAUCUACAGAAGUUGUACCAAAAAUGUCAAAGUUUGAAUGGAAGCCAGGAUCUGAGAAGAGGGGUGAUGUUCGGACGAAUGGAGGAUCGAGAGGAGGAGUUGGUUCCAUUGAGGGUAAUCGACCAAGCCGAAGCACAUGCCCUGGAGCCCGAUCUGAGUCCAGACGUUUCCUUCGGCCUGUUCAGCCCAGAGACCGGCGUCCUGGACUCUCAUGCGUUCAUCUCCUCACUCGAGAACUCGAUCGAAAACAGCGAGAAUGGCGAGCUCGUCUAUGGCACCCAUGUCGUCCGCAUCGAUCGAUCCUCUACCGACCAAGGCUGGGUCGUCCAGACUCAAACCAACGCCGAUCAGCCUGGUGAAGGCGGGGGUGAACGAAACAGCGUACUGGCUAAGUGUCUGGUAAAUUGCGCCGGAUUGAAUGCACAUAAUAUCUACAAUCACCUGCUAUAUCCGAGAUCGCGACAACUCCAGCUGGGGUUCUGUAAGGGUAGCUACUACUCGUACAGCUCUCCAAAGGGUGUCGACUCGGUCAAACAUCUGAUCUACCCAACGCCGAUCCAGCAGCCCACACAAAAGAGUUUUGUGGGCCUGGGUACUCAUCUGACUCUAGACAUGAACCAGAAGAUCAAAUUCGGUCCGGACGUGGAGUGGCUCACCACGAAGAUGAUCGAGGCUAACAAGGGACUUUUUGGGAAGUGUGGUCCGGAUGGGCUCGCCGCAGGCGCACUAGAGGAAUGUCAAGACUUCUGGACCGAGCUCUUGGUCCCGAACGACCAGCGACUCGAAACUACUUACCAGUCCGUUAGGAGUUAUCUACCUGGAGUAGAUAGAGAUCACUUUUCACCCGAUUAUUCAGGAAUAAGGCCGAAGUUACGGACGACGGACAGCUCACAAAACGAAUCCAAUCAGGAGGUCUUGCUCAAUGGGAACGAGGGAAUGAGUGGCAGUCAACUUCCGAACCUGGAUGACUUCUACAUCAACCAGUCCGAGCCGGGCUUCGUGAACCUGCUUGGGAUCGAAUCUCCCGGCCUGACCUCCUCCCUUGCGAUUGCUGAACACGUCGCCAUGUUGAUCCAACAACUCCCCUCGGGUCUGUCCCUCAAGAGUCGCCAGUCUACGGCCCAUGAGCGCUUCAGUGCAGUCGGUCAUUUGGACGAUUGGGCUUAG